This is a messenger RNA of Labrus bergylta (ballan wrasse), 1891 nucleotides long. RefSeq names its product RAB GTPase activating protein 1-like 2 (gene rabgap1l2). The record is from RefSeq and is a predicted model, not a curated record. NCBI's taxonomy places the organism in Eukaryota, Metazoa, Chordata, Actinopteri, Labriformes, Labridae.
UCAGGUCUCAUUAAAACCCAGUUCAACCUGUUACUGCCCCUUCACCUGUAACACACACUCCUUCACCUGACACUGUGUAAGACGCUCUGACUAUCAGGUGUUAGUGUGUUGAAGAGUAGCUACCUGUUGGGAGUAUCUUCCUGUUUUUUUUUCACCUUUGGACCACAAGCAGAGUUUCCUUCUGCUGGCACCGCCUGGACUUUGUUCAGACAUAUCGUGUUUGUUUUGUGCUGGAUUGAUUGGCGUCUCGCCCGCAUCACCGCAAGUGAAAGCAAGACGACAACGUCUACACAGACUCAUGUACCAUCUCUGAUUCUCUUCAGAUACACUAUUGUCACUCUGAGUGGCAGCGUGUCAAACACUCCUAGUUGAUUUUUUUUUUUUCUCUCUGAAGUCAGGUUUGAAGCGUCACCUGCAGAAGGCGCUUGUUUUUUUUUGGUGUGCGUGUGUCAGCAGCUUUUUGGGCUGCAUUUUUUUUUUUUUUUUUUUUUUUGGGGCAAGAUGAUGGAGGAGGUGUCCGUCAUGAUGGCGUAUGAUGCCCAAGUUAUGGAGCAGAUGAGCGAAGACGAGAUCCUGGCCUGCCUGGUGGAGGAAACAGGCCCUAAAUUCACGGACCCAACAAAGAAAGCGAAACUAGGGGAGAGUUUGCUGCAAAUCAUGGAGGAUGAAGAGGAGCCCUUGGACAAAUACCUGAGGGAGAACCGCCAGCUUCUGCAGGCCAGCCUCCGUCUGGAGCAGGAGAACGACAACCUCGCCCAUAGACUCAUCAGCGAAAAGGUGGCCCUGAGGAACGCUCUGGACCAGGCAGAGGACAGAGUGGAUGAACUCACCAAAGACCUCGUUCAGACCAGACAGCGACUUCAGGUUACAGAAGAGGAGAAGAGAGGGAAGGAGGAGGAAACCGCAAUGUUGAAGGAGGUGUUUCGGCGAGAGCUGGAGAAAGCUGAGCAGGAUGUCAGGAGGUCGUCUGGCAUCACUGCAGACUACAAACAGAUCUGCUCUCAGCUAACAAAGCGUCUGGAGAGGCAGCAGGCCACCCACAGAGAGGAGUUAGAGUCACUCAAGAGUGCAAUAAAAGCGUGCACGCACUGUAAACGCCUCACAGACGAAUCAGAGGAGCCAUCUGCAAACGCUUCGAACUCCACAGCGACAGACGGCCACCAAGUGACAGAAUGGGACCAGUACGAGGACAGUGGUGGUUCAAAAAGGGCAGAGCAGAGAAGAGAUGAGCAGGAAAAGAAGUCCCUUAAUGCCCAGAUCAGGGAGCUGGAAAAGGAGUUAGCCCAGACCAAACUCCAGAUGGUGGAGGCCAAGUGCAAGAUUCAGGACCUGGAGCACCAGAGAGGAAUCCUGGCCAACGACCUCCAGGAAGCGAAGAACAACUGGAUCAGCAAGGCCUUCACCUCCCUGCGGACGUCAAGUGGAGGAGGACUUUCCACUAUGAGCAUACAACAACAACAACAACAACAACAACAAAGAGAUGGAGCCACCACGGCAGGCUGGAACCUCAACAGUAGCUCCCUCUCUGGAUGGAGCGCCAAGAAGCUGUCGUGGCCUCACAGAGACACUCAAGAGAAGGUCUGAUGGGUCCGACUGAGACAGUGCAGAUCCCAUGUAACUGGACACAAUAGACGGUUAUGGAUUGUGAAUGUAAUAUAUUGCAGCUGCUAUUUUUUAGUUGUUUUUUUUGCACACUAGAGGGCAAUCUAGAGCAUUCAAAAGAGGAGAGGAGAGGAGAGUACCUGAGAGCACAGACAGGUGCAGGCAGACAUGUCCUCUCAUGUCCGCUCACCACUUUGCAGCUGGUUAAGUUUUUUAAUGCUUGUAACCGACUGUAUGUGCCAUGAAGGUUAUUUGUACAUGAAAAUGUAUUAAAGAAACUAUUACAUCA